Molecule: messenger RNA, 1221 nt
Organism: Miscanthus lutarioriparius
Lineage: Eukaryota; Viridiplantae; Streptophyta; Magnoliopsida; Poales; Poaceae
Source: the annotation of a GenBank genome assembly
AUGUCGAUCUUCGAGUACAACGGGAGCGCCGUGGUGGCGAUGGUGGGGAAGAACUGCUUCGCGAUCGCCAGCGACCGCCGCCUCGGCGUGCAGCUGCAGACGAUCGCCACCGACUUCCAGCGGGUGUUCAAGAUCCACGACAAGCUCUACAUCGGGCUCUCCGGGCUCGCCACCGACGCCCAGACGCUGUAUCAGCGGCUGGUGUUCAGGCACAAGCUGUACCAGCUGAGGGAGGAGAGGGACAUGAAACCCGAGACCUUUGCCAGCCUUGUUUCAGCCCUCCUCUAUGAGAAAAGGUUUGGGCCGUACUUCUGCCAACCAGUUAUUGCUGGCCUAGGAGACAACGAUGAGCCAUUUAUAUGUACAAUGGACUGCAUUGGUGCCAAGGAACUAGCAAAAGAUUUUGUGGUCUCUGGUACUGCUUCAGAGUCGCUUUAUGGUGCUUGUGAGUCCAUGUAUAAGCCAAACAUGGAACCUGAAGAACUGUUCGAGACAAUCUCACAAGCAUUGCAGGCAUCUGUUGAUCGCGACUGCCUCAGUGGCUGGGGAGGUUAUGUUCUUAUUGUCAUGCACGUGCUGUACCGUAUGGAGGCAGAGGCUGACAAGGAGAGAGGAGACACCGGGCUAAACGGCGGCGGCGGCAACGGUCACCGUGGUCACCACCGCGGCGUCAGCGCCGCCACACCGGUUGAGCUCAACCUCCUGGCCGGGAUGGUCGGCGUAGGCGGCGCCCACCAGAACGCCGUGCGCGCCGCGCAGCCGCUGCCUGUGGUCGUCGUGCCGCUGGACGUGGCGCGGUCACCGGCGGCGGUCGAGUCGGAGCCGCCGCAGCUGUUCGCGUGCCACUACUGCCUGCGGCAGUUCUACAGCUUGCAGGCGCUCGGCGGGCACCAGAACGCGCACAAGCGCGAGCGCACGCUCGCCAGGCACCGCGGCGACACGGCGGCAGCGCCACUCGGGGUCGGCCACGACCACAUGCACGCCGCCCAUGGCGGCGGCGGGCCGGCGCCGUUCGCCGUCGUCCAUGGCACCUUCGUGCAGGCUGCAGCGGCGCCGGCACCGGCGCUGGAGUGGAAUGACGCACGGAGCGGCCAGGCUCCACCCGUGGUGGUGGUGGCCUCCGGCGAGCAGCUGUUCACUGGUGGAUACGUUGACGGCCCGGGGGUUGGAGUUGGACAAGACGAGCUGCCGCCUAAGCUUGAUUUGACUCUGAAGCUGUGA